This is a messenger RNA of Frieseomelitta varia, 1863 nucleotides long. It is a transcript of the gene PIG-U, whose product is annotated as phosphatidylinositol glycan anchor biosynthesis class U protein. The transcript has 4 exons. Lineage: Eukaryota; Metazoa; Arthropoda; Insecta; Hymenoptera; Apidae. The record is from RefSeq and is a predicted model, not a curated record. Bases 515 to 1804 code for a protein of 429 amino acids. Gene Ontology annotation, biological process: attachment of GPI anchor to protein; protein localization to cell surface. Gene Ontology annotation, cellular component: membrane; GPI-anchor transamidase complex.
AUUAGACAUUUUCGAAUUUAUACGUAUAUUCAUGUUUUAUUAUUUAUUCGUACUUUUGACUUGAAGAGGAAGUAUAACAUAAGUACCAAUGUAUAUCAUACAUAUAUCAAACAGACUUAUUGCAUAAAAUUUUCUUCAUAGAAACUGGAUUUAAAUAAAUGGGAUUCAAAUAGGGUUCAAAUGAAAUGAAAAAUAAUUUUAUCAGUUUAUCAAACCGGUUACAUGGUUUCUGACAUACGUUGCAUUUUGAAUUGAAUUGUGACAAGUAAAUUGGACUCAUUAAGAAAAGAAAAUCAUCGCUUACAUGCAACGGUUUGGUUGUAAUUUUAACAGCAAUUGAAAGCAAAAAGAUAUCGCUAUCAAAGAUUAUAUUCUAAAAAAUAAUAGAGAUAAAAUUAAUUGUUUAAAUAAACAAAGCAAAUAUGUAGUAUGUCUGUUUAAAUGUCACUUAUAUGUCAAAAAUACCGAUCGUAGAACACGAAUAUACAUAAAUGAUUCAUAAUUUAAUUAAAAAAUGAAGAAACAAUGGUUAUCAAAUUUUGUAUUAGCCGGUAUUAUUAGAUUUUUAUUAAUGAAUUCUGAAUAUCAGAAAGUUAUUAGCGAUCGUGUGGAAGUAUCUACUGCGCUGAAUUCGUGGAAGAGAGUAACUGAAGGAGUGUAUUUGUAUAAUUGUGGCAUUGAUCCCUAUACAGGAGAUUUGUUUCACGAAACACCAAUUGGAUUAUAUGUUUUCAAUUUCAUACAGCAACAUCUAUCACAAUGGAUCUUAUUUUGCUUAUUUGUAUUUACCGAUUUGUUAACAGCAGUAUUUCUUGGACUUACAGCUAAACAAUAUGCAACUGAAUUGGUUUCUAAACAAAAAGUAGAAGAAAAAUUGUGCAAUGAAAAUAAAGAAACUCAUAAUGAUGCAUCUAUAGUAUAUACUUCAAUGAUGUAUGUCUCAGCAGGAUAUUUAUUCAAUCCAUAUAUAAUACUCAACUGUGUUGGACAUACAACAACAGUAUUCACAAAUUUGUUGUAUUCCAUAGCAUUGGUUUCAAUGACAAGAUCUAUAUUUUGGAAUUGUUUAUCAAUUUCUCUAUUAACACUACAAGGACUCUAUCCUGUUUCACUUAUAAUGCCAGCGAUCAUCUAUAUUACUCAUUCUAAUAGUAUAAACCGAAAAAGAAAUAUUAUAAACUAUGUUAUAGUAUUUGCAAGCAUAAUAACCACUCUGUUUGGCAUUUCAUAUUAUAUUAUGGGAAGUUGGUCAUUUCUUUGGAGCACACUUGGCUUUAUCCUAACUGUUCCUGAUUUACGUCCAAAUGUUGGACUUUACUGGUACUUUUUCACAGAAGUAUUUGAGCAUUUUAGAUGGCUUUUCAUCGCUUCCUUUCAAAUAAAUGUCAGUUUAUUGUAUAUAGUACCAUUGGCAUUAAGGUUACGACAUGAUCCUAUGUUAUUAGCAUUUUCUUAUUUAGCAGUUACUGCCAUAUUUAAAUCUUAUCCUUGCAUAGGAGAUGUUGGAUUUUAUAUGUCUCUUUUACCGCUAUGGAAACACUUAUUCCAAUAUACACAACAAGGAUUUAUUGUAGGCUGUUUUAUGUUAUUUUGUACAGUUUUUGCACCUACUGUUUGGUAUCAAUGGAUUUAUUCUAGAUCAGCUAAUGCAAAUUUUUAUUUUGGAGUCACAUUAGCAUUUGCGAUAGCACAAAUUUUUUUACUGACAGAUAUUCUUUUCGCGAGUGUAAAACAUGAAUUUGCUGUACGUCACGGUAUUAAUAAGGAUAUUAGUGGAAAUACUGCGAAACUACUUUUAGAAUAAACUUAUAUUUUACAAAGUAACAUUAAAAUUAUUGAUUAAAGUUUCAAAUUUACAAGAAA